AUGUGUCACUGCUCGAACUAUGACGACGUGGAACUUGGUUUGAUGCGUUUCUCGCUAUGCCUACCAUGCCUCAAUGGCAUUUCCAAGGAUGGGGCAUCGCAGGAGCAAGGAGUGGCCUGGCUUGUGAGCAGUGAUAACCAAGAGGCCAAACCGCCGACACUCGAGGAUCCUUGUGGGAUUUGUGGCAUGUACGCUAGAGCUUGGACUCGGCUCGAAAUGGCCAUCUAUGGCCAAGAUGCCGACGAUUCGCAAGAUAUUGCCUUUUGCUACAGAGAUACUGCUGCUUUUGCAUUCUGCUUGCCCCUCUACGGUUUCACGAUCGGAUCACUGCAAUAUGCUGUCCGCAGCUAUUUCGGCCUCAGCGGAACCAGGAGACAAGAUUUUGGCGAUGCCUGUUGUUUCCCCACCGCCACAAUCCUCAAGAACGAGCAAGAAAUUAUUCUUCGUGAGAGGAUUCGCAAAGCUUCAGAGGGAAAACAACAACAACACAAGCUGCCAUAUGGCUGCUACGAUCAAAUGCUGUAUCCCCCCAAGCUAGAGCAGUACGCAGUCAGAGGGGAGCAAGUUGAGGUCACUGCCAGCGACAACAAGGCAGCAGACGCAAAUGUCAGCGUCAAGCCCUCUCCGGCCAAAGCAAAGCGACAAGAACACAUUCUUCACAAUGACGUUGCCCCUCCCACCAAGGCAAAGCGCCAAGAGCACACCCUUCACGAUGAUAUCGAGAGCGCGACUCCCGCGAAACCCAUUCCUCAUGAAUUGGGGGCAACGGCGCUGCGAACUGGGCCUUUGUGA
Molecule: messenger RNA, 792 nt
Organism: Trichoderma virens Gv29-8
Lineage: Eukaryota; Fungi; Ascomycota; Sordariomycetes; Hypocreales; Hypocreaceae
Exons: 3
Coding region: 1-792 (263 amino acids)
Source: RefSeq, a predicted model, not a curated record